ACGUAUGCUAAACGUCUGGAUGACAGCGAUCGUAUGCAGACGGACGAAUACAAGGUGAAACUCGGUUAAAAGAUUUAGUUGUGAAGUCUUAUAUUUUUAACCGUGAAUUAUUCGAAGAUUGUGCUGUCUCAAGUUUCACAAACAAGCAUUCUUGCCAGAUGUUUGUCAAUGACAGAAAUUACAGUACUUUUUUUGGAAAAUUCACAUGAAGCAACGGUACACGUCUGUUAGUGUUUGGAUUACAGCAGGCUAAGGUUGCUAAACAAACGCGUUUGUGCAAAAGUCUUCUCUGACCUCAAAUGUAUAGAUAUUUAACAAGACAUUUACAAGGACAGAUGUGUUUGUGUGCCCAGAAAACAUUAUCGAAAGCGCAUCAGCCGUUAAUUCUCGCUCCAGUGAACAUGGUUAUCCAACAGAAAAUAAACCGAGGUUACAGUCGCCGAGGCCCAAGGAAAAAAUCUAAAUAUGAUAAAGAUCUUUAUGAAGUUCUGGAAUUGUCACAAAAGGCAACAGGUGUUCAAAUUAAAGGAGCAUACUUUAGACUAUCGAAAAAAUAUCAUCCUGACAUCAAUAAAAGUGAAGAUGCUGCUGAAAAAUUUGCAGAAGUAUCGGAAGCAUAUGAAAUUUUGGGAAGACCAGAAUCACGGAGACUUUACGAUAAAGGAUUGGUGGAAGAAGACUUCAGAAACACCGGACACCCUGAUGGAUGGAAGUCAUACAGAAAGGGUUUCAAAAAAUAUGAUGGCCCUCCUAUGCGCGGUAGAACAUCAAUCUUUGAUUUUGAUAAGUGGACAAGUACUCACUAUUCAGAAGUGUUUGCGAAAAAGAAUGCUGAAAGGAAAAAGUUCGAUGAAUUCCACGCUAACGUAGGAAGACAGGAAGUGAAACAGAAGAGAGACACGGGGGAAACUGGGACAGAACUUGUAAUAGUGUUUUUAGUGGUUUUUCCUGUGAUGUACUUUCUAUUAAGGUCAGACGUAAAGUUUGAUAAGUUUGAGACGCUAGGCGACACAGAGACGUAUCAAACACGAGAACUUGCUAAGAAAAGAGAAAUGGAACAGGCUCGAUUAUCUACCAGCCAGGAUCUGGAAACUAAUUUAGCUACAGAUUGAUUCUACAAAAGAACACUGAACACAAGCUUACCGGGGUACAUGGAUUAUAUUUUAAUCAUCAAAUACAUGUAACUACCGUAUGUUAUUGAUAUAGAAACACCAAUUUUUUUUUUUAAUUAUUUGAUAUGGGUUAAGAACUUCCAUUUCAUGAGAAUAAUGAAACAAGUGAUUAAUCAAAAGUUUCAAUUUUUUUACUUUUAAGAUAAUCUUAAUUAAAUAAUCAAAAUGACUUUGCAAAAACAUAUAUAUUGCACAAAACCAGCUUUUCUGUGUCAAUUUUUGAAGUGACACUGCAGGCUCUAUCUGAUAGUGAUAGGUCUCUAUAUGUGAUGUAGUCUGAACAGACUGACAUUUCAUAGCCACUUUGAAUGUCACAAUGGGCUAUAAUACAUUAAAAUUAAUUAACAAAAAUAUAGCAUGGGUGUAAUUGGUGAAUAAUGUGAUGAUUAGAUGAUAAUGUAUUUUAAUAUAAUUUGUUUACCUUGUGAGUAUGCUGUGAUACAACUAAAAACAAACGUACAGACUUACAAUACAAUGGUACCUAUAUCCCAACAACUUAAGGAAUUCGAAUACAUACAUGAAUUGAUUAUUGAAUUUUAAUGUGGCCUUUAUUUUUUUGUAUCUUGACCCUUUUGAGGCCUCCUUUUAUACAAUCUGUAGAUUGAUAUUAAUGCCAUCUUUGGAUAUUACCAUGACUCUUGAUUUCUCUUUGUUUAUAAUUAGAAACAUUAAUUACUUUUAAUGCCUUCCCCGUUUUACAGCCGAGGGCAUGUAGUGUUAGCCUUGACUGUUGUUUGUCAUAGUUUUGUUUCCACUCAUUGACGCUUUGGGAUACAGAUAUAGAACUGUAUUUGUAAGAAGUUGUGUAAUGACAAUAUGCAGGUUAAGUUUUGAUUUGGUUAAGUGAAAUUGAUAAUCUCCCGUAAUUAAAAUUUUACAAAAACGGUAGGACAAAAUUUGGGAAGCCUUGUCUGACUCCAGUGGGAAUUUCAAAAAGAGAGAGAGAGAAAGAGAGAUAGAGAUAGGAUAUCAGAGAAGAAAAAGAAGAGAAAAAUGUAGAUCUCUUGAUAGAGCGAACACUCUAAAUGACAAAAUAUUGGGUGCGAUUUAAGGAACUUGACCUUUCAUUUUGCUCAGACAUUUCUAGUUAAAUCAUUAGAAAGUGUGUUCUGUACACAGAAUUUAUGUUCAAUAUCAAUACAUAUAUAGUGGUCUUUUCAGUUAAUGGAACUCUGUGUAUAGCUCGAAUGGACGUCAUGAAAAUAAGAGGGUCCUUUUUUAUUUCUAUUUUUAGAAGGUUAAAGGGACAGCUCCAAUACAAAUUCUCAGAAUUUAAUGUACAAAUUCUGCAAGAAUGCAAUUCUACUCAAAAUACAAAUUGAUUUUUGAUUCUGGAUUUCUGAGAUUUAUUGUACAUCUUAAUACAUCCUCUUAAGUAAUCUGUGAUAUGAUAUCUGUAACAAGAUUUUAUUUCAUAUGAGAUUUUAUAAAACAGGUAUUAAGAUA
This is a messenger RNA of Pecten maximus, 2618 nucleotides long. RefSeq names its product dnaJ homolog subfamily C member 30, mitochondrial-like. The record is from RefSeq and is a predicted model, not a curated record. Lineage: Eukaryota; Metazoa; Mollusca; Bivalvia; Pectinida; Pectinidae. The transcript has 2 exons. Bases 300 to 1112 code for a protein of 270 amino acids.